CUUCAGUGUGCCGCGGCGACGCUCGGAAAAAGCAUUGACAGGGGUCGAAGGGUUAUUGGCGGUAGAUCUCUCAGAGUUACGUCACUUCCGGCUGACGUGAUUGAUGGUAACGCGUUCGGGGGUUGAAAAACAAUGAGGAAUAUUCAAACUGAGUGAGGUGGCGCCACGAUCGCUAAUCCAGCUGACGUGCUGAGGCUUUUUUUCGGCGAAUUAAAACGGACGCCGACGCUGCGAACGCUCCUGAUCUCAUCGAUCCGUCCAUCCGCCAGUCAGGAGGAAAAAGCACUGCCAGGUGUAGGUAGAUAAAGAAAUAAAAAAAAAAAAAAGUAAACACCAGUUAGUAAUAUCCGAUGAAAAGAUGUGGAGUAAUGGGAAAUCAAGAGAGAACGAGGACAGCAAGCACGGAGAGUACAUCGCGAAAGCCCGGGAAAUUUGAAAAUUGUAAACGACCGUUAAAAGAUUAACCCGAGCGCGUUACGUCGCGGCAGACGAUCUUCCGGCAUAACGGAAGUGCGAAGAUGCUCGGCGUCAGUCAGCCAGGAAAUCCGCCAUCGAGUUUGCGUCACUCGGCGAGCUUCUCGUGUUUGCAGCGCGGCGCUGGCGAGGGUCACCGGGCGCGGACCUCGACCCUGCCCCAGCAGCCUAACCUACAAUUGAGCAAUCAUCAGUACGGCGGAUUGAGUUCCUUGCAGCAGCCGCCAGUUGGCGCUCAGAACAGCGAGACCCUAGAGUCGUCGCAGGACACGAACGAUUACGGUUUUGUGAGGAUCAGACCCCGACUUCGCAGUACCAUAGCAGUUCUGCACGAGGAGGAGCACACUUCCGGUAGGAACUUCCGGGAGAGAGAGUGCGCCUUCAGCGAUCGAGAAGGUUCGACGAACUUCCGCGAGUCCACCUCGUCCUUCAAGAAGGACCGGGCUAGUCAGGAUGGCAGUUCGAAGAGCCGCGACCUGUCGAAAAAUCAGAAUCCACUGAGAGGAGCUUUGAUACUGUUCACGACGUCGACGUCUUCCUGGUGGAAGACGCGGCAGAGGGAGGAACUGGCGACGAGCACCUCGACCUCGACCUCGUCCGGGGCCGCCGAGAGAAAGUGGCCGAGUUCGGCGCUGACGUCGCCGUCCAACGAAAGAAAGUGGCAGAACGCUUCGUCGAUCGCUUCGCCAUCUAGCGACCGGAAAUGGUCGGUUAAUUCGUCAGUGACGUCACCCGGGAACGAUAGGAAAUGGACAAGCUCCUCGGUCUCGUCCGGUUCGUCCUCCGCCGCGCAGGAUCGCAAGUGGCGCUCUCUGGGCGCGCUGCUGCGCACCCCUACGGCUAACUCGCAAACUAAUACCGGGCAGAACUCGUUCUCUCAUAACAUGAGCGCCUCUAUGAUCGAGAACAACGAAUUUCGAGACGGUCUUACGAAUUCGACUUCGAAGUCUAUGCACUAUCCACAGCCUACCUCGUAUUCGGCUAGGGUGUUCAGGACUAGUCCCGAAGCUUACAGAGAGAAUAGCGAAUUCAAGCAAGAGAAAUCGAAGGUUAGCCGGAGACUUUAUCAAGAGCCGUCGGAAAUUGAACGCGAUGCCGAGGAACGUCACGGGACUGCCGCCAGGGGGCCGGACGACGAGUUGGGUUCUCGCGAGAGAAACCUGUCUUCGCACAGGGAAAAGCACAGAGGCGAGCACAUCGUCGAGAGUCGUAUGACCUCGACCAAGUCUAAUAGAGCUCAGAGCUUCUAUCUUCUUGAUGAUUUUUUGAGACCCCAACCUCAGCCUAAGUGCAUACAUCUUUAUCUGUCCUCGCCGUAUGCCAGGUCGGGUAAUGAUGCUUCUCGCUCUAGCGAGGUUGGAAGUAAACAUCAAAGUCAAAUGAACAAUAGCAACAUCACGCCGCCUCGUAGACACAACUCGAGUUCGGAUAGUCUCGAAGUAGCUACCAGUCCACUGCCACCCCCGGUUCCACCGCCUCCACCUCAGAUCAACAGGAGGGACAGGGACAGCAGGGAUCGCACGGAAAAUCUUCGCGAGAAGGAUCUCGUCUGUCCUUGCAGAAUGUGCUGGACCGCACUCCAGCAGAGGUCAUAUGUCGAGGAGAGUCCCGGAGCGUUGCACAAAGAUGUCGGCGGAGGUGGAACGAAGGUCAGCGGAAAGACAGUCGGAGGUGUCGGCUCAGCCACCCUCACCUCCAUUUCCUCCAUUAAUAACUCAUCCAACGCCAGCCGAAAUAAGAACAACCCCGUUGCCCACGAGAAAUUACCAUCACUCGGUGGUUCCAAACCUACUCGAGUCGACAGACGCGACAACAAUGCAAAUAAUUCGACCAUCAACAAUAUCCACAAUGUGCCGUUACAAGAUUCUCUCAACAGCAGCGCUCACGUGGAGGGAUAUGCCAGUACAGUGCCCAUGACACCUCAGGAAGCUACCAAGUAUUAUGGAUCACGGCUCACGGAGUUUGAACGCGCUGAAAUUGAAAAGUACUCUGAAAUUUGGUACUUGGGAUUGGAUGCUUGUAAGAUUCACGGUGAAGAGGGUGCCUCCCAAAACGGUGGAUACGACGAUGACAAUGGCAGUUACAAUAAAGUACUUCACGACCACAUUUCAUACAGGUACGAGAUACUGGAGGUGAUCGGUAAGGGGAGUUUUGGUCAAGUUAUCAGGGCACUGGACCACAAGACAGGACAGCAUAUCGCCAUUAAGAUAAUCAGGAACAAGAAGAGGUUCCAUCAUCAAGCACUCAUCGAAGUACGGAUUCUGGGUCAUCUGAGAAAGAAGGAUCUGGAGGCUAAUGCGUCCCACAAUGUCAUACACAUGUUAGAGUUUUUCUACUUCAGGAAUCACCUGUGCAUCAGCUUUGAACUCAUGAGCUUGAAUCUCUACGAACUGAUAAAGAAGAACAACUAUCAAGGGUUCAGCUUGAGCUUGAUUCGGCGAUUUGCCAAUUCGCUGAUCAAUUGUUUAAGACUGCUACACAGGGAGAAUAUUAUUCAUUGCGAUUUAAAGCCGGAAAAUGUCCUUCUUAAGCAGCGUGGUAGCAGCUCGAUAAAAGUCAUCGACUUUGGCUCUUCCUGCUACAGCCAUCAACGAGUUUAUACAUAUAUACAGUCCAGGUUUUACAGAAGUCCCGAAGUCAUCCUAGGACUGCCCUAUGGCACUCCUAUAGACAUGUGGAGUCUGGGCUGUAUUCUAGCUGAACUUUACACCGGAUAUCCUCUCUUUCCGGGCGAGAACGAGGUGGAGCAACUCGCGUGCGUUAUGGAAGUCCUGGGAUUGCCACCAGAGCAACUCAUCAGUCAUGCAUCCCGUCGCAGGCUCUUCUUUGAUUCCAAAGGAAACCCUCGUUGCGUGACAAACAGCAAGGGUAGAAAGAGGCGACCUGGUAGCAGAAGUUUGGCUAUUGCACUUCGGUGCAACGACACGCUCUUCGUAGACUUCGUCAGCAGAUGUCUCGAGUGGGACGCGAAGAAGCGCAUGACGCCCGACGAAGCGAUGCGUCACGAGUGGCUGAACUCUUCAUCAUCGCAUAUAAGUUCAUCCUCCGCGAUGACGUCGUCGGUCGUUAGUUCAGUAGUAAGCACAGUGGUGGAGCCACCUCAACCGGCCCACGCGAAAACCGUUAAUGUCAGUGCCGCACGUCAGAGGGCCACGACGAUGGAGGAUCCUCAGCAGCAGUACAGCCUAUACAGACUGUACCGUGGCCGGAAGUGCGUCUCGAAGAUCACAGCGAUAGAUAAUGCCGAUAACGGUGCUCUGGUAGUCAAGAGUAAGCUCAAUGGCAGCGCCAGUAGCCAUGCACUAGCUGGCAGCGGUGCCCAACCAUCUCAACCACGUCACGCCUCCACCGGGGACAUCGUCGCCAGUCUGGAUCCCAAUCUCGACGACUCCGGCACGUUUCUACCUCCGAUAUUGUGAAGCCGGGUCUGCGCCAGCCACUUUUAAACGCACUCGCGAGUCUGUGUCGUCUAACAGAAUUUCAAGUAUUGGCGCAAGGGCAUCCCCGAGUAACACUGACUACCUGGGGAUGAGUUUCUCGGUCACCGUUACUAUUGAGAUGCGUGACGGAAGUGGCUGGAUCGGCAGGAAUCUUAACAAUUGCUGAGAAGCUGGAGACAGUCUAUCUCUACGAGACUCGUGACCACCUGAAAGGUAAUACCCUGAACAGGGUAUUCCAUCUAGGUCAUCCUCAAAUAAUCCUUUAGAGCUCCGUUGCUUGAAAACUCGGAUUUUCCUUUUUUAUUUUAAACGUGGAGUUAGGUCGACGGCAGAUCGCUUGCCGGACAAGUACACCUUGAAUACUACUGUGGUUAGGAAAGAUCAUCCCCUGUCGUCAUGGUGAUUCAGUGUCAUUGUAAUUCAUUGUAGUUCCAAGGGUUGACACCUUAGGGUGCAAAACGAGUCUCGUGGACGAUUUAUUUAUGGACUGCGGAAUAUCCGGCUUUUACCUUAGGAGGUUUGGGUACCGUCGAGCUAAAAAUGGCCCCGAGUAAAAAGAAAAAUAUGAUACGGCACGGGACAAAGCUUCGCCGAGGAUGUUUGUUUAGUUUAUACGAAAAAGGCCGUAAUGCAUGAUUCUAAAUAGAAUGAUUUAAAUGAAUUUCGAAGAUAUACAAGCAGACAAACAAAAUUUAUAAAUGGCCACUGCAGUAACGUCCGAGGCGAAUGUUCGGAUCGAGGGGGAGGUAUGCUCUAUCCUCCUCCCUUCCCCCUAGUUUCGUGUGGCCUGAGUAGUCCUUAUUGUGAUAUUACACUACCACUGUCUUACUUAGAUCUCCAAUACUGAAGAGUAACGACUAAUCGUGUAUUUCAUUAUUGUUAAUUAUUAUUUUUAUUCCUACGAUUUAAUUGUAUUACGCGCUACGCUGCGCUAUAUUAUUAUCAUCAUCGUCAUCCUCGUCGCGGUCAACGCGCAUCAAGUCGUAAUAGCGGCGCCGAGUCCAGGAAUUUUCUUUUGGCUCUUAUCUUUAUGCUUUUUAAGUGCAUUAAUCGCUAUCACCGUUAUUCGUCACCUUUUAUUAUUAUAUUAUACAUUGUAAUCCUAACUAUCGUUGCCUUAUUGCUAUAUUAUCACUAACUUUAUUAGUAAUACUAUUACGAAUACCGCUGCUUCUUCACUGCCCGCUACGAGUCCCGGAUUCGUUUACUUCUUUUUUUUAAAGGCAUCUUUAUUCUUUUUUUUUAUCCCCGGUCGAUACGCGCAGACUGUCUUUCUUCUACGCGCCUCAGGUCCCUCGUCCUUCUCGUCAGUACCAGUUUCCAUCGAUACGACGCGACUUCACGUAAAUCAUAAUUGUCGCAAUUUUUUUUAUCGACACACCGGACUUUUCUUUGUCUGCUGUAAAAUACUUUGCAACAACUGACAGCACCACACAUUUAUCAUUCGAAGCUCUCUAGAUAAUUUUUUUGCUUUACAGUACCAACUGUAUAUCAUCGUUUUUUUUUUUUUUUUUAUUAUAUUUGUCACCCUAAUACUCGGAGCGAGACUUUGUCGGGUCUCUCUUAAUAGCAGGAACUGAGGAAUCGACGGAUUGUGCGAUUACGAUUGAAGAAUAAAAAUAGCACAGAAAGGAGUGACGAAAAUAAAAAUUCCAGGCAGGCAUCUAUUAUAAAAUCGCGUUGAAACAUAAGCGAACAAAAGUAUAAAAAUGUAUGCGCGUACACGACCGACGCGCGACAAGACUGAAGAAACGAUACGUAGAAAUUUCGUUUCAACGAAUCCGCGCAGGAGGAUUUAAAAAGUCGCGCCGUUUCCCGCGUCUCGAAAGAUCGUAUUUUUUAACGAUCGAUCAGAAACUAACCGAUCCCCACGUAAUAUUCCAAGUAAUAUACAAUUUAAAAAAAUAUUUUCCAACGAGUCAAGUUGCCCGUAAGCCCUUAUAAUUUAAAUAAAUUUAGUAAAUCAUCACACGUUAUAUCAUCCAAUCGUUAAAAGUCAUCCCGUGAUAUUGCAAAUAUUAAAAUACGAUCUACUAGCGCGAUAGGAUAAAAACAUGGGGGCCCAAUGUGUCGUGGCUAAAAAAGUUCAGCAUUAAGUCGACAAAAAAAAAUAGUAAAAAUUAUUCUAACCUAGAAAAAAUUACCCCC
Messenger RNA from Cephus cinctus (wheat stem sawfly), 6062 nucleotides. RefSeq names its product probable serine/threonine-protein kinase dyrk2. Gene Ontology annotation, cellular component: nucleus. Gene Ontology annotation, biological process: peptidyl-serine phosphorylation; peptidyl-threonine phosphorylation. The transcript is spliced from 11 exons. Bases 519 to 3893 code for a protein of 1124 amino acids. The record is from RefSeq and is a predicted model, not a curated record. Lineage: Eukaryota; Metazoa; Arthropoda; Insecta; Hymenoptera; Cephidae. Gene Ontology annotation, molecular function: ATP binding; protein serine/threonine/tyrosine kinase activity; protein serine/threonine kinase activity.